UAUUUCAAAACCACUAUAAACCGCCUUUCUCUCCCCCCAGAAAACCAACCCAACCAGAUUAAAUCCUUAACUGCCCAUAAACCCUAGAAAUCAAAUCAAUGGCGGCAACUGGUGGAGAAAGCGGAGUAGCUACAGAAGAUGAGAAGAAGCCUCCUAUGGAUCAAUCGGCACACAUCAAUCUCAAGGUUAAGGGUCAGGAUGGGAAUGAAGUGUUCUUUAGGAUCAAGCGCAGUACCCAGCUGAAGAAGUUAAUGAAUGCGUACUGCGAUAGGCAAUCUGUGGAGAUGAACUCUAUCGCGUUUCUGUUUGAUGGGCGGCGUCUUCGAGCUGAGCAGACCCCUGAUGAGCUUGAGAUGGAGGAAGGUGAUGAAAUUGAUGCAAUGCUGCACCAAACUGGAGGUGGGACUUUUUAGAAACUUGGUUGGUAGGUUGAAUAUAAGUUAUCAAGAAAACCUUCAAAGAUUCAAGUGGUUUGAUUGGAUCAAGGUUUUACUUUUGUUACAUAUGGUGGUAGUGCUUGGAGAUUACUUUAGUAUCUUUGUUUUGUGUGGUUGUCAUCUUUGUUGUGUGUUUAUUUUGGGUUCCUAUAUUGAUAUAAAUGCACUUGCCACAUUAUGCUAGAGAGACGAAACAAGGUGAUGGGUUGUAUGAGUCAUAUUAACAUCGGUUGUUUCUUUGUCGGGUUGUACUUUCAUACGGCCGGCCAUAUGUAUGAUUUGAGUAAUACAUGUCUGUGCAAUCUGUA
This is a messenger RNA of Helianthus annuus (common sunflower), 745 nucleotides long. RefSeq names its product small ubiquitin-related modifier 1. NCBI's taxonomy places the organism in Eukaryota, Viridiplantae, Streptophyta, Magnoliopsida, Asterales, Asteraceae. The transcript is spliced from 3 exons. Gene Ontology annotation, cellular component: nucleus. Gene Ontology annotation, molecular function: protein tag activity; ubiquitin-like protein ligase binding. The coding region runs from base 99 to 413 and encodes 104 amino acids. The record is from RefSeq and is a predicted model, not a curated record. Gene Ontology annotation, biological process: protein sumoylation.